CUGGGCACCCUUGGCAGAGGAGCGGCCGUGUGCCCGGGCAGGCGGCUGUGGCCGGCUCUGCCAUCCAGCCCCCGCCUGGGCCCGCGGCCCCCGCCUCCCGCCCGCGCCCGCCGCCUUUGUUGUGAGAUGAGAGCGGGCUGAGCGCCGGCACAGCCCUCCGAGCAUGGAGCCGCUGAGCCACCGCGGCCUGCCUCGCCUCUCCUGGAUCGACACCCUCUACAGCAACUUCAACUAUGGCGCGGACGAGUACGACGCCGAGGGCAACGAGGAGCCCAAGGCGCUGCCAGAGGGCUCGGAAACCAUGCCCUACAUCGACGAGUCGCCCACCAUGUCCCCCCAGCUCAGCGCCCGCGGCCAGGAGAGCGGGGACGGUGUCUCACCCACACCCACCGACGGCCUCAGCACAGGGGGCGAGCGAGAGGCUGGCAAAGGCCUGGAGAUGCGGAAGCUGGUGCUCUCGGGUUUCCUGGCCAGUGAGGAGAUCUACAUCAACCAGCUGGAGGCCCUCUUGUUGCCCAUGAAGCCGCUGAAGGCCACGGCCACCACGUCGCAGCCUGUCCUGACCCUGCAGCAGAUCGAGACGAUUUUCUACAAGAUCCAGGACAUCUAUGAGAUCCACAAGGAGUUCUACGACAGCCUGUGCCCAAAGGUGCAGCAGUGGGACAGCAAUGUCACCAUGGGCCACCUCUUCCAGAAGCUGGCCAGCCAGCUGGGUGUCUACAAGGCCUUUGUGGAUAACUACAAAAUCGCCCUGGAGACAGCAGAGAAGUGCAGCCAGAGCAACUACCAGUUCCAGAAGAUCUCGGAGGAGCUGAAGGUGAAGGGCCCCAAGGACUCGAAGGAGAGCCACACGUCCGUCACCAUGGAGGCUCUGCUGUACAAACCCAUCGACCGGGUGACACGGAGCACCCUCGUCCUGCACGACCUCCUCAAGCACACUCCAGCCGACCACCCUGACUACCCUCUGCUCCAGGACGCCCUCCGCAUCUCACAGAACUUCCUGUCCAGCAUCAAUGAGGACAUCGAUCCCCGGAGGACAGCGGUCACCACCCCCAAGGGCGAGACCCGGCAGCUUGUCAAGGAUGGCUUCUUGGUGGAGCUGUCGGAGGGCUCGCGGAAGCUGCGCCACGUCUUCCUCUUCACCGACGUGCUGCUCUGCGCCAAGCUGAAGAAGACAGCUGUGGGGAAGCACCAGCAGUACGACUGCAAGUGGUACGUGCCCCUGGCCGACCUGGUGUUCCCCUCGCCGGAGGAGUCGGAGCACUGCCCGCAGGUCCAUGUCAUCCCUGACCACGAGCUGGAGGACAUGAAGAUGAAGAUCUCGGCCAUCAAGAGCGAGGUGCAGAAGGAGAAAGCCAACAAAGGGCAGAGCCGGGCCAUCGAGCGCCUCAAGAAGAAGAUGUUUGAGAACGAAUUCUGGCUGCUCCUCAACUCGCCCGCCAUCCCCUUCCGCAUCCACAACCGCAACGGGAAGAGCUACCUCUUCCUGCUGUCCUCUGACUACGAGCGGUCCGAGUGGAGGGAGGCCAUCCAGAAACUGCAGAAGAAGGACCUCCAGGCCUUUGUCCUGAGCUCGGUGGAGCUCCAGGUGCUCACAGGAUCCUGCUUCAAGCUACGCACUGUCCACAACAUCCCGGUCACCAGCAACAAGGAUGAUGAUGAGUCCCCUGGGCUCUACGGGUUCCUGCACGUCAUUGUCCACUCUGCCAAGGGCUUCAAGCAGUCUGCCAACCUUUACUGCACGCUGGAGGUGGACUCCUUCGGCUACUUUGUCAGCAAAGCCAAGACCAGGGUUUUCCGGGACACCACGGAGCCGCAGUGGAACGAGGAGUUUGAGAUCGAGCUGGAGGGCUCCCAGUCCCUGCGCAUCCUCUGCUACGAGAAGUGCUACGACAAGACCAAACUCAACAAGGACAACAAUGAAAUUGUGGACAAGAUCAUGGGCAAGGGGCAGAUCCAGCUGGACCCUCAGGCUGUGCAGACGAAAAACUGGCACAUGGAUGUGAUUGAGAUGAAUGGGAUCAAGGUGGAGUUCUCCAUGAAGUUCACAAGCAGGGACAUGAGCCUGAAGAGGACCCCGUCCAAAAAGCAGACCGGUGUCUUCGGGGUCAAAAUCAGCGUCGUGACAAAGCGCGAGCGCUCCAAGGUGCCUUACAUCGUGCGCCAGUGCAUCGAGGAGGUGGAGAAGAGGGGCAUCGAGGAGGUUGGCAUCUACAGGAUCUCUGGCGUCGCCACUGACAUCCAGGCGCUGAAGGCUGUCUUUGAUGCGAAUAACAAGGAUAUCCUGGUCAUGCUGAGUGACAUGGACAUCAAUGCCAUCGCCGGCACGCUGAAGCUGUACUUCCGUGAGCUGCCUGAGCCCCUCCUCACUGACAGACUCUACCCCGCCUUCAUGGAGGGGAUUGCCCUCUCAGAUCCUGCUGCCAAGGAGAACUGCAUGAUGCACCUUCUCCGCUCUCUGCCUGACCCCAACCUCAUCACCUUCCUCUUCCUGCUGGAGCACUUGAAAAGGGUGGCUGAAAAGGAGCCUAUCAACAAAAUGUCUCUCCACAAUCUGGCCACGGUCUUUGGGCCGACACUGCUGAGACCCUCAGAGGGGGAGAGCAAGGCACACCUCACCUUGGCCUCCGACAUCUGGUCCCACGAUGUGAUGGCCCAGGUCCAGGUCCUUCUCUACUACCUGCAGCAUCCUCCCAUCUCCUUCACCGAGCUGAAACGCAACACACUUUACUUCUCCACAGACGUGUAGCCUGCAGGGAGAAGGCACCAGUUGCAAACACUCCCAGCUCCCUGCUGGGGAACAUGGACUGGAUCGCAGCCCCCAGGGAGCCCAGCCCAGGCCCAGGACGGUGCCGCCUGCAGCUCCUGUACAAUCGCGUUCCAGGGGCCCGGUCCCACCGUGCCUCUCUGUAAAGUAGUCGUGUCUUCUGUCCCUCCUUGUGUUCAAGAAUUGUUUUUAUGUAUAUUUGCUCAACGGAAGAGGUAGUGACUGACAAGGGCUGUGGACACAGGCUUCCCCCUUGGCUAGUUUUCUCCUGGACUCCUUUCUGCCCGCUCACUCCUACCAGGCACCCCUGACGCCUGCAGUGCCCCACGAGUGCCUAUUUUGCUGCCCAGCUCCCUUUGCCCCACGCCUGCAUGUGCAGCACUGGCUCGCUCAGGGCCUGGGAGCUCACGGGCCUCCCUCCCCGGUGAUGGUGACGACCAGCUCUGCUUUGACUCGCUGCCUGCGCAAUCCUUGGACCCCGUGCCUGGAUCCCGCUCUGGCCCGAGCAAACCUGGGACCACGAGGGCAGAGGGGCAGGUGCUGCUUCCUCCUCACCUCGGCUCUUCUGGGUGUUUUCAGGCCAGUCCCCUCUACAGCCCUAAUCCCGUGCUUUGCCUGUGUGUGUGUAGCAUGGUGGUUACUUCCCUCGCUGGAUCUCGCCUCAUUUUGGGAUAACCCCUCACACAAGGCUGGAGCGAGAGGUGCUGUGCUGGUCUCAACCCACAGCAGGCUGGAGGGAUGGCCAGCCAGGCAGGUCUGCUUCCUGUGCUGACCCCAUGUCUGUGCUCUGGCAUUGACGGGGUCCCAUCAGGGCACGUGGAGCCCAAAUUUCCCCAGUGUGGAAAUUUGGCAGGGCACAGGGUGCCAGCUGUUGUACACCUGUGAGGCACUCACGCCCCUGCCAGCCCAGCACUGCCAUGAGCAUUGCAUGCACCCUGUGUCAGAGCCUGCCAGGGCACCAGCAUUCCUGCUGUGCCCAUGGGAACGAGGAGGUUUUUAUUUCCCUCCUUGGCCGUCCCCACUGCACCGGGCACAUGGCAGCACAUGGAGGCAGCCAGGCUGCCAGAGGCCAGUGCUCUGGAGCAACUGGAUGGUCACCCAGCCUGGAAAGCAGCACAGAGGAGAAGGAAAGCCUUCAUGGCCUUCCCAUCCAUGGCAGAAGGAUUAGCCGUGCCCGGCCAGCUCAGGUCCGUCUCAGUGGCUCCGUUCUUGUCCCCUCCCAGGCUGAUGACCGGAGUGUCAGGCCACGUCCCAAGGCAGGAUGGCCACGUGCCUGCACUCGCUGCCAGGCGGUGCUCCGGCCACCUGAGUGCCUGGCUCCCAGGAUGUCCCCCACCCUCCCACACGCCCAGGUAGGUGUUGGUACCUGUUGGGACACAAAACCUUUCGCUCUGUGAGCCGAGUCCGUGUUCUUAUGGGAGAAGCCCCCCCCCCACCUCCCCGACUGCGUUGGCCCUGUGCUCUCCUGUGCCAAAUGGAGAUGGAUGAGAAGUGACCAAGCGUAUCCCCGACAGCGGCGUUGCCUUUCCCUCCCCACUAACGGACUGUUCCAGGUAGAGCCCGGCCCCUGAUGCACCAGGUAUGUCCUCAGCCCACCUCCCUGGGGAAGGCAGCACCUGCCAGCCCUGCACCAGCAAAGCGACAAGGAGGGGAGGUCUCUCAGUCCCCCUCCAAAGGGCUCACACUCCAGACCCUGCUCCUCUUGACUACCAGCUAAACAGAAGGGAAACAGCAUUGCAGAAAAUAACCAGGCGUCUGUCUUGGCCCUGGACCCAGCAAGGAGGCCGAGCUUUAGAUCUGACUGCACAACGGACCCCUGUGUGUCUGAUUUGUUACAUGUGUCCAAGUCUGUCCACGACACCGUCAUUCCAGAUGCAGACUCUGUACAGCCAAAUCUCCCCCCGUGCGACAGUGGCUGGAGGCCUGGUCCCCAUGACUGGCUUUUGCUUGUCCCUACAGGAAGGAAAAAGAGGGGGGGGUGGACUCUUGCAGCUACAGGUAGAAUAGAACUGUUAAUUAAUAUUUGACUUUCAAAAGUUGUUAAGGAUAUAUUUUUGUUUGUGUUCUGUUUCAAUUUCUGUAGAUUAUAAACUUUAAAUGGCUGUAAAACCAUGUGAGGAGAAAAAAAAAUGUUAAUAAAAAUGCAAAGCCCCAAUAUUUGCACAAAAGAA
Molecule: messenger RNA, 4938 nt
Organism: Myiozetetes cayanensis
Lineage: Eukaryota; Metazoa; Chordata; Aves; Passeriformes; Tyrannidae
Gene: ABR
Product: ABR activator of RhoGEF and GTPase
Exons: 23
Coding region: 164-2749 (861 amino acids)
Biological process (GO): positive regulation of GTPase activity; intracellular signal transduction
Cellular component (GO): membrane
Molecular function (GO): GTPase activator activity; guanyl-nucleotide exchange factor activity
Source: RefSeq, a predicted model, not a curated record